AUGGAGACACUACUUCUGAUUCUUCUUGGACUUCAGACAGUGAUGGGAAUGGGACACUGGUGCGAACACGUAGUGGAGGACAAAGUGGAGCGAGUCCUGUCCCCACGACUGCAGCUUGAAGUGAGCUGCUCUGAGGUGUAUCAGUAUAACACCCAGGGCUGGAGGCUAGAUGUGGACCGGAUGCGUGUCAAGCAUGGAGGCGAUGACGGCAUCGCACUAUACUACAAACAGCAGGGGCCCAAGGCGUCCUGCUUCUUGUACAAACCCCCAGAGAUGGAGACCCACAUGGUGAACAAGACAGUGAGGGCGUGCUGUGAGGGCUGGGGCGGCUCACGCUGCUCAGAGGGUGUGGGUGUGCGUGGUCAGUGUUACUCUACGUGGAACUGUGAGGAGUUCCCUGGAAUUCAUAACUCCUCCCUCAUGCCCAUGGAGCAGUGCUGCAGCAGCCUGUGGGGACUGACCUGGAGAAAUGCCUCUGACCAGACCUGCUUGUCCUGCACCUACACUCUGCUUCCUGACUCCCAGUCCUCCCCACUGGUGCGUAGCGGCCUGCUGGGUAGUGCCAGGGUGCCUCAGGGUUCGGCCACUUGCACGUCCUGGGGUGGAUCCCACUACCGCACCUUUGACAGGAAGCACUUCCACUUCCAGGGCAGCUGCACUUACCUGCUGGCCUCCUCUACUGAUGGGACAUGGGCAGUCUACAUCAGUACAGUCUGUGAUGGGAGAGGAGACUGCACUAAGGCUUUGAGGAUGAUGCUGGGUCUAGAUCUGGUUUCCGUUCAUCACAGGAACUUAACGCUGAACAACUUUCCCGUUCCAAAUGGAGAACCUCUUUUCCAAAAUGGAGUCAGUGUCCAUUGGCUGGGGGACUUUGUGUUUGUGGAGAGUGGCCUGGGUGUGAGGGUGAAGUUUGACCUGGUCAAUACGGUUUACCUGACAGUGACCGCUGAGCACCUGGCCGCCACCAGGGGCCUCUGUGGAGUCUACAACAACAACGCUGAUGAUGAUUUUACCACAAUGGGUGGAACUGUGUCCCAGUACGCCGCCAGCUUCGGUAACUCAUGGAAAGUUCCUGACCAGCAGAAUCAAGGCUGCAGCGAUGCGGCUGAGCUCGGUCACAGCUGUGAUGUCUCAGGACACCCUGCCCUACGUAGACAGGCAGAAUCUGUGUGUCAUCAACUGCUAGAAAACCCCUUCGCAAGCUGCCACACCCGGUUGGACCCAGCAGCAUACAUCGACACCUGCCUCUACCUGUACUGCAGCCUGCCACCCAAAGAGAGGGAUGGGGCAGUGUGUGACACUUUGGCCAGCUACGCUCGAGAGUGUGCCCAACAACACGUCAUCAUCGCGUGGAGGACGGCCACCCUCUGCGGUCGUGUCUGUCCCAGAGGCCAGGUGUUUUCGGACUGUGUGUCCUCCUGUCCCCCCAGCUGUGCAUCUCCCCAACCCCCAGGACCUGCUGCGGCCGUUGGCCAGUGCAGGGAGGAGUGUGUGGGGGGCUGCGAGUGUCCGCCAGGCCUCUACCUUCACCAGGGACUCUGUCUAAAAAGAGACGAUUGUCCUUGUUUCCAUCGCAGACGCACCUACCGGUCAGGGGACAGGAUACAGCAGAAAUGCAACACCUGUGUGUGUCGAGCAGGCCAGUGGCAGUGUAGUGGGGAGAAGUGCGCAGCCCAGUGCAGCCUGAUGGGGGCACUACAGGUGACCACCUUUGACAAAAAGAGGUAUUCACUGCAGGGUGGAGAGUGCCCCUUCACUGCUGUGGAGGACUUUGUUGACAGGAAGCUUGUGGUGAAUGUGCGCUGUGGAGAGUGUACAGCAGGAGGAGGAGGAGGAGGAGGAGGCCUGGGUUGUCUAAGGGAGAUGUCAGUCACAGCACUCCGCACCACAGUCACCAUCACUGACACUGGUACAGUGACACUGAAUGGGCAGAGAGAGGCGCUACCUGUGGUGUCAGGGGACCUGGUUGUGCGUAGAGCCUCCUCUUCAUCUCUCAUCGUCCAGACCUUUGGAGCACAGCUACUCUGGUACCUAGAUGGACCCUUAGCCCUCAUCACCUUGCAACCUGGGUUUGCAAACAAGGUGCGCGGCCUGUGUGGAACACUGACCUGGAACCAGCAUGAUGAUUUUACCACCCCAGAAGGAGACGUGGAGAACAGCGUGUCAUCCUUUGCAGGGAAAUUCACAUCAGAGCACUGCACUGUACCUGGAGGAGCUCCACCUGAUCCCUGCACCACAUACACCCAGAGGAGAUACUAUGCAGAGACAGUGUGCUCCAUCAUUCACAGCCCCGUCUUUCAGGUGUGCCAUGACGUGGUGGAGAGGGAGCCCUAUUUCCGUCUCUGUCUGUCGGAGGUUUGUGGCUGCGCUCCGCCGAAGGCCUGUCACUGCACCGUCCUCACCGCCUAUGCCCGACACUGCGCUCAGGAGGGCGUCGCAGUCCAGUGGCGCAACCACACCUUCUGCCCUGUCCAGUGUUCAGGGGGUCAGGUGUACCAGGAGUGUGGCCGUGCGUGCGGAAGCUCCUGUUCCGACCUGCGUCAGGGCUGGGGCUGUGAUGACGGCGGCGGCGGAAUGGGCCUUAGGAUGUGUGUUCCAGGUUGCCAGUGCCCAGCAGGACUAGUGCAGGACCACCAGGGCCAGUGUGUGCCCAUCACCAUGUGCCCCUGUGUGCAAGAAGACAAGACGUACAAGCCUGGGGCUGUCAUUCAGAACCACUGUAAUACCUGUGUGUGUGAGCAGGGGCUGUUUAACUGCACUCAGGAGCGCUGUCAGGAGGUGAACCCGUGUCCAGGCUCUCUGAUCUACUCCCCACGCUCCUGCCUGCUCACCUGCUCCAGCCUGGACCCUCCUGGCCAACAGCAGGGGCCCAGUGUCGGACAGUCGAGCUGCAGAGAGCCCCUGUCUGGCUGUGUCUGUCCCCAGGGAACUGUCCUACUAGGUGAUCGCUGUGUUCAGCCGGAUGAGUGCCCGUGUCACCACAAUGGUCGACUUUACUACAGCAACGACACCAUCACUAAAGACUGCAACACAUGUGUGUGUAAGGAGCGCCGCUGGCACUGCAGCCAGUCUACUUGUGCGGGCGUGUGCGUGGCCACUGGGGAUCCACACUAUGUGACGUUCGAUGGCCGCUGUUACUCUUUCCUGGGCGACUGCCAGUACGUGUUAGCAAGGGAGACCGGUGGUUUGUUCACUGUCACGGCGGAGAACGUGCCCUGCGGGAGCACCGGGGUCACCUGCACGAAGUCGGUCACCCUCAGCCUGGGAAAUACCGUCAUACACCUGCUGAGGGGUAAAGCUGUGACAGUAAACGGGAUGCCAGUCGCUCUACCAAAGUCCUACAGUGGCAGUGGUCUGACUUUGGAAAGAGUCGGGCUGUUUGUGUCCCUGUCCUCCCGAGUCGGGGUCACUCUGCUAUGGGAUGGAGGUAUGCGUGUGUACGUGCGUCUGGCUGCCCACCUGCGGGGUCGGGUCGGGGGCCUGUGCGGUAACUUUGAUGGGGACGCGGAGAACGACUUCACAACACGGCAGGGCAUCGUGGAGUCUACAGCCGAGCUGUUUGGAAACUCCUGGAAGGUCAGCCCCUCCUGCCCGGACGUGGCAGAUCAGGACCUCAGAGACCCCUGUGCUAUGAACCCCCACAGAGUGACAUGGGCUAGGAAGAGGUGUGCAGUCCUGACCCAGGAACUCUUCUCUCAGUGCCACCCUGAGGUGCCCUUCCAGCAGUAUUAUGACUGGUGUGUCUUUGAUGCUUGCGGCUGUGACUCAGGUGGGGACUGUGAAUGUCUCUGCACAGCCAUUGCUGCCUAUGCUGAGGAAUGUAACCGCCGAGGGGUCUACAUCCGCUGGAGGUCCCAGGAGCUCUGUCCUCUGCAGUGUGAGAACGGACUGGUGUACGAUCCCUGUGGUCCUGCCUGCUCUCUCUCUUGCCCCGGUGUCCAGCAGAGUCCACAGUCCCAGUGUGGCGCCCUCUCCUGUGUGGAGGGCUGCUUCUGCCCCGCUGGCACUGUCCGACAUGGAGACAGCUGUGUUGUUCCUGCUGAGUGUCCAUGUGAGUGGGAUGGCUCCAUGUUUCCACCUGGAACCACCAUCACUCAGCACUGCCAAAACUGUUCCUGUGACGAUGGCGUGUGGCAGUGUGAGGGCGUGGCCUGCCCUCCUCCCUCUCCUCCCUGUUUAGAGUCAGAGUUUACCUGUGCUCGGGGACGUUGCAUCCCCUCUCAGUGGGUGUGUGACAACGAGGACGACUGUGGCGACGGUUCAGAUGAGCUCUGUCCGUCCACCUGCUCUCCAGACCAGUUCCGCUGUACGAGCACACCAAGUGGACCAUGUUUGAACCUGGCUCUGCGUUGUGAUGGCCACCCAGACUGUGCUGACCAAUCAGAUGAGGAGUUCUGUGGACCGGCCACCCCCGUGCCCCUGUGCCCUCCGGGGGAGUUUCAGUGUGCCAACGGAAAGUGUCUGCCAGCCAGUCGUGUCUGUGAUGGACGGCUGGACUGUGGCUUUGCUGAUGGGUCCGAUGAGCAAGACUGUGGUGUGGUGUGUGACGAAGGGGAGUUCCUGUGCGCUGGAGGACGCUGCAUUCUCUACCUCCACCGCUGCGAUGGACAUGACGACUGUGGGGACCUCAGUGAUGAGAGGGGGUGUGUGUGUGCACCAGGGGAGUUUCAGUGCCCAGGGGACCAGUGUGUCCCUGCAGACAGAGUGUGUGACGGACAUAGGGACUGCCCCUCUGGAACAGAUGAAGCUGUCUGUCCAAGCAAAGUGACUUGUGCUCCUGACCAGUUUGCCUGUAGAGACGGGACGUGUGUUUCCACAACCAUGCUGUGUGAUGGGACAUCAGACUGCCCGGGUGGAGAGGAUGAGAACAGAACCGUUUGCUACACCGUUAUCGUAACACCGUUACCCCCACAUGUCACCCCGACUGUGCCCACUUCAGCUUGUAGGUCCUAUGAGUUCAGCUGUGCCACUGAGGGGCAGUGUGUGCCUCAGGCCUGGCGGUGCGAUGGGGAGACAGACUGUAUGGACGGCAGUGAUGAGCAGCAGUGUACCACCCUCUGUGGCCCUGGCCAGGUUCCAUGCCUCAGUGGGGACCAGUGUGUUGACCACCACCAUCUCUGUGAUGGGACUCCACAUUGCAGGGAUGCGUCAGACGAGAGCAUAGACAACUGUGGCUCUACCCAGAUACCUCCCUGUCCAGGCAGCUUCUCAUGUGACAACCGCACCUGUGUGAACAUGACACAGGUGUGCAACGGCGUCCCAGACUGUCCGCGGGGCGAUGAUGAGUUGGUGUGUGAUAAAAACGUCUCACCAGUGCCCCCUGGCAGUAGGAACACCACCUGCCCUGAAUUCAGCUGUAUGGAUGGAUCCUGUAUCCCCUUCAACAUGGUUUGUAAUGGUGUGGCAGACUGCCCAGACUCCUCACUAGCACCGCUUGGAGGCCCCACAGAUGAGCAGGGCUGUAGAACAUGGAGCGCUUGGGGUCCCUGGAGCCCCUGCAGCACCUCCUGUGGGACAGGCACCAUGAGCCGGCAGAGAGCCUGCCCUCCAGGAGACCCACUGCGCCAAUGUCGGGGACAGGACGUCCAGAGGCAGCAGUGCUUCAACACCACCUGCCCAGUGGAUGGUCAGUGGCUGCCCUGGGUGAGCUGGUCAAACUGUUCCAGUGGUUGUGGUGGAGUGCAGGUCCGACACAGAGGGUGCAUCCCUCCUCGCUACGGAGGCCGAGACUGUUCUCAGCUCCCUGGACCAUCCAACCUGGCCACGGAAAUCAAGCCUUGUCCUGACGAUGGAUGUGCCAACACCAGCUGUCCCACUGGGCUGGUGAGACACAGCUGUGCUCCCUGUCCAAUGUCCUGUGCCCACAUCAGGAGCGGGACAACCUGCGACCCCACAGCACCCUGCUUCUCAGGUUGCUGGUGUCCAGAAGGCCAGGUGAUGAGCCAUACGCAGCAGUGUGUGUCACCAGAGGAGUGUGUGUGUGAGGUGGCAGGGGUGCGCUACUGGGCGGGACAGCAGAUAAAAGCGGACUGUGACAUCUGUGUUUGCGAGAGAGGAAGACCUCAGAGAUGUCAGCCCAACCCAGAGUGCUCAGUGCACUGCGGCUGGUCCUCAUGGUCUGAGUGGGGAGAGUGCUUGGGGCCCUGUGGUGUCCAGAGUGUUCAGUGGUCUUUCCGCAGCCCAAAUAACCCCACCAAGCACGGAGACGGGAGAACGUGCAGAGGAAUUUACAGGAAAGCUCGCCGGUGUCAGACGGACCCCUGUGAUGAGUGUGAGUACCAGGGUCAGGCACAUGCUGUAGGAGACAGAUGGAGGUCAAAACACUGCCAGUUAUGCCACUGUCUGCCCAACCUUACCGUGCAGUGUUCCCCCUAUUGUCCAUACGCUGCCACUGGAUGUCCACAGGGUCAAAAUCUGGUGCCUGGAGAGGGAGACAGGUGUUGCUACUGCCAAGGGGAGAAUGACACCAUUCUUGUGACAGUUAGCCCUGCUUCUGUUACCUCCAAGCCAGCAGAGGAUGCUACACCCCCUAUUCCCACAUAUCCACUUCCUCCUGGAGACGAGUGUUGGUCUCCCCUCGGUGUCCUGUCUCUGCCGGCCUCGAGUUUCAGCGCCUCGUCACAUCAGACUGGUCACCCACCUGAGGCAGCUCGCCUCCAUGGAUGGGACUCCCACAGAGAUCUCCAGGGCUGGAGUCCAGAACCCGAAGAAUAUAAGGACCUACCACAGCGGAGCCCCGAGGGACGCACAAGCAACACACAGAGCCCUUAUCUACAGAUAGACCUGCUGAAACCGUACAACAUCACUGGUGUGUUAACUCAGGGUGGUGGUGUGUUUGGCACGUUCGUGUCCAGCUUUUACAUCCAGUUCAGCCAGGAUGGCAGACAGUGGUCCACGUACAAAGAGCUCGUCACUGAUGCCCGGCCCAGAGCCAAGGUUUUUCUUGGUAACCAUGAUGAUCGAGGUGUGGCGGAGAGCAGACUGGACAGGAUGGUGUCGGCUCAGUUUGUUCGCCUGCUGCCACAUGACUUUCAGAACGGCAUCUAUCUUCGACUUGAGAUUAUGGGCUGUGGUGAUGGUUAUCGCUGGUUAACUACCUCCACCCCUCCCUCGCCAGUCUCCCCAGCGGGCGGCUGCAGAGCGAAGGAGUUCCAGUGCAAAAACGGUCGCUGUGUGCCAGCAGGUCCACUGGGAGUUGUCUGCGAUGGAGUCAAUGACUGUGGGGAUGGAUCCGAUGAGAUGUACUGUGGUACUCAGCCCUCCUCUACCACCACCAGUCCACGCAGCUGCCCUGCUGGACAGUUCUCCUGUCCCCCACCAGGGGGCUGCAUUGAGGCAGGGAAACGAUGUGAUGGUAUCCCCCACUGUCCCAAAGGAGAGGAUGAAGCUGGCUGCCACCCCCACGACAACUUCACAACCCAGUCAGACAGACCAUACACACCCACCCCUGUUCCUCUCAGGACUCCAUCCAUGGCUGCUGUCACUCAUGCUGCAGUAACACCAACAGGUGGUGGCCCAGGAUAUCGUGGUAUCUGCUCCUCUCCCCUUGGGCUGGAGGACGGGAGAAUUCGAUACGGUCAGCUGACCUCAUCCUCACAUCGUGAGAACAACCCUGCUGAUGCUGGGAGACUAAACAUCGUCCCUAAUGUUCAGGUUAUGGAGCCUGGGUGGAGUCCCUUGCCUACAGAUGCCCAGCCAUAUUUUCAGGUGGACUUCCUGGAGCCCAUGUGGGUAUCGGCGGUGGUGAUGCAGGGUAGCGAACGCAUGCGGGGCUACCUCACUAAAUACCGCCUGGCCUUCGCGCUGCACAGCAGCCUCUUCACAGAUUACACAGAGAAUGGGAAACCUGGUGGACCUGCUGAGGUGUUCGAGGUGCGGAUGGUGGGCAGGACCCCUGUGACCCGCCGGCUCGAUCGACUGGUCAGAGCUCGCUACCUGCGCAUCAUCCCAGUGGAGUUCAGACACACCUUCUACAUGCGUGUUGAGAUCCUUGGGUGCAGAGGAGAUGAGCUGGUGACCCCCAGCAGCGUAACCUCGUCUCCCUCCGGUGGUGGGAAAGUGACGGUACAGCGCUGUAAACCAGGCCAGUUUGCAUGUCAGCACAGCGAACAGUGCGUCUCUGUCUCUGUGCUUUGUGACGGUCGACCGGACUGCAAGGACCACUCUGAUGAGAUCAACUGUGGUACAGCCCCAACCAGAGGUUCACCAGGGCUGCAGAACCAGACCAGCUCCACGGGGAGACCAGGUUUCCGUGAUGGCAGUACAACAGGUGCCCCAGGCCUCCAUACCACCAGGUCCCAAGGUCACCUUCCUGGUGUGGCUACAUCAGGUCAGCCUGGACUUCAGAAAACUAUGAUUGGAGUCACCACAGGUCAGCCUGGACUUCACCGCACUACAACCCCUCACUCUGGAAGGCCUGGUCUACAAACCACAAAAGCCCAGUGGAUCACCACUGCCCCCGAUGACGGUGGCCUACCCAGAGUGCUUUGCGUGGAGGGCCAGUUUGCAUGCCGGUCAUUUGGCUGCGUGGACUCUGCGCAGGUGUGUGACGGCAGACAGGACUGUUUGGACGGGUCAGAUGAGGAACGCUGUGGCACCACAGUCAGACCCGUGGUGACUUCUCAGCGCCCCCUGGUGCCCAGCCCAUGCUCUCCUAAGCAGUUCCCCUGUGAGAGUGGGGAGUGUGUUCACCUGGACCGCAGGUGUGACCUACAGAAGGACUGUGUGGAUGGGUCUGAUGAGAAAGACUGUGUGGACUGCAUCAUGUCCCCAUGGACAGCUUGGAGUGCAUGCAGUGUGUCCUGUGGUCUGGGCUCCUUGUUUCGGCAGAGGGACAUACUGAGGGAGGCUCUGCCUGGAGGGGCCUGUGGUGGAGCCCAGUUCGACAGUCGAGCCUGUUUUCCACUUGCAUGUCCUGUUGAUGGUCGCUGGUCUGAGUGGACAGAAUGGUCGGAGUGCGAUGCUCAGUGUGGAGGUGGAGUGAGGCGGAGGAACAGAACCUGCUCUGCUCCCCCUCCUAAGAAUGGCGGGCGAGACUGUGAGGGCGUGACCCGGCAGAGCCAGAUCUGCAACAGCCAGCCCUGCACCAAAGACAUCGCCACACAGACAGGCUGUUUGAACGGCAUGGUGCUGGUGACUGAGGCAGACUGCCAGGCUGGAAGAGUCCAACCUUGUCCUCCCACCUGCUCACACCUCAGCUUGGCCAACAACUGCACUGCAGCAUGCAUACUGGGCUGUCGCUGUCCCAAUGGUCUGUACCUUCAGGAGGGGCGAUGUGUAAAUGCCAGCCAAUGUGUCUGUCACUGGGACAGCCAAACACUGCAGCCAGGACAGACAGUCAGCAGGGACCAGUGUACCACAUGUGUGUGCAGGGAUGGACAAGUCACCUGUGACACCUCCAGCUGUGUGAUGAGCUGUCAUUGGUCAGCCUGGUCGUCAUGGUCCCCAUGUGAUGUAACCUGUGGUCUGGGGCUACAGCAACGCUACAGGUCCCCGGUGAACCCAGCAGGAGCAGUCAGAGUCCAGCCCUGUCCCGGAGAGUCCACUGAGGCCCGCAGCUGCUCCAGCCCCUGCCUCCCUGUGCUCCCAGAUGGAGUUUGGAGUAAAUGGACUGACUGGUCAGAGUGCAGCAAGACAUGUUUCAACCUCGUAGAUGAGGUCGGGAUCAGACGCCGAUUCCGCAGCUGCAACCACACACUCACACCGUUCAACCACACACACUCUGGUUGUGAUGGAGACAGCGAGGAGCAAGAGCCUUGCAACACCGUGCACUGUCCAGUGAACGGCGGCUGGUCAGCCUGGUCACCGUGGUCUCAGUGUUCAUCUGAGUGUGACUCUGGUGUCCAAACCAGAGAGCGAUUCUGCAGUUCACCCUCACCACAGCAUGGGGGCAGCAGCUGCCUCGGGCCACACAUCCAGACCAGAGACUGCAACUCUCACCCCUGCUCAGGUGAGUGUCCGGAGGGCAUGGUGUACAUGACAGCAGCAGAGUGCGAGGCCCACGGCGGUGCGUGUCCGCGGGUAUGUUUGGACAUGACCUCCACCGAUGUGCAGUGUGCCACAGCCUGUUAUGAUGGCUGCUACUGUGCCCCGGGCUUCUACCUGCUGAACGGCAGCUGUGUGCCCUUGGCACAGUGUCCGUGUUACCAUCAGGGGGAGAUGCACCCAGCCGGGGCCACCCUGCUUGUCGAUUCCUGCAAUAACUGUACCUGCACUAAUGGAGAGAUGGAAUGUGGAACAGCUCCUUGCCCUGUGGACUGUGGCUGGAGCAGCUGGACCCAUUGGAGCACCUGUAGUCGAACAUGUGAUGUUGGUGUGAGGAGGAGGUAUCGUUCAGGAACUAAUCCUCCUCCAGCGUUUGGGGGUCGUCCCUGCAAAGGAGACAGAAUUGGGAUCGAUACCUGCAGCAUUGAACCCUGCUUUGGUGUGAAGGAGCCAUGGAGCGCGUGGUCGGACUGCUCAGUCACAUGCGGAGGAGGCUACAGGACCCGAACCCGAGGGCCGAUUCGAAUCCAUGGCACAGCUCAGCAGUUCAGCGCCUGUAAUCUGCAGCCCUGCGGUGAUGGCCGAGUGUGUCCUCCAGGCCAGGAGUGGAAACAGUGUGUGAGGGGGUCAGUGUCGUGUGCGGACCUCACAAUGGACCUCAGCAGGAACUGCACACCAGGCUGCCAGUGUCCACAAGGGACUGUCCAACAGGACGGUGUGUGUGUGCAGGAGUCUGACUGCCGCUGUGAGGUGGACGGGAAACAGUACAAACCAGGAGACACUGUUCCCGCAGACUGCAACAACUGUACAUGUGAAGCAGGGAGGCUGGUAAACUGCUCUCGAAGCAGCUGCAGUGUUGAUGGCCAGUGGUCCGUGUGGACUCCUUGGGGUCAGUGUUCAGUGUCGUGUGGAGCAGGUCUCCAGUCUCGGUACCGGUUCUGUUCUAGUCCUCAGCGCUCCGGAAGCGGCCUGCCAUGUCUGGGGCCUCACAGAGAGGACCAAGUCUGCAUCAGCACCCCAUGUGACCGCGACGGUGGGUGGGGUCAGUGGAGUAACUGGACGGACUGCACCAAGUCAUGCGGCGGGGGUAUUCGGAGCCGGAGGAGAGAGUGUGACAGUCCCAGUCCGGAGGGGGAGGGGAAUUACUGUGAGGGGCUGGGAACUGAGGUCAUAGCCUGCAACACUGAUCACUGUCCAGUCGCUCCGUGUUCUCAGGUUCCUGGCACAGUGUUCAGUAGCUGUGGUCCCUCCUGCCCUCGCUCCUGUGAUGACCUGGCACACUGUGAGUGGCGAUGUGAGCCGGGGUGCUACUGUACGGAGGGAAAGGUCCUGUCUGCUAAUGGGACGGUUUGUGUAGAGAGAGAAGACUGUCCCUGCCUGGACAUCAGCACUGGACAGUGGUUGGAACCAGGAGAGACCAUCGAAGCCCAUGAUGGAUGUAACAACUGUACCUGUGAAGGUGGGAGGCUCAACUGCACUAGGUACACCUGUCCAGUGUCAGGUGACUGGUGUGAGUGGUCAGAGUGGACUCCCUGCUCCAGGACCUGUGGGGCAGAGUCGGUGUCCCGCUACAGGAGCUGUAGCUGCCCUGAGCCCAAGGCUGGAGGAGCGGCCUGCUCUGGAGAACAGGAAAUACACAAUGGGGUUGGAGUUCAGAUCCAGAGACAGCCCUGCCCUGUCAUCACCUUCUGUCCUGUCCAUGGUUCAUGGAGUCCCUGGUCUCUGUGGUCGGACUGUGACGGGUGCGCCGGGUCGUCCGCUCGCACCAGGGAAUGCAACAGUCCUCCUGCCAGGUUCGGUGGCCUGCCCUGUCUUGGAGAGAGCAGGCAGAGCCGCGGUUGCCAUGACAACAUCACCGUCUGCUCAGACUGUGGUGGAGGCCAGGAAGAAUGGCCUUGUGGGAAGCCCUGUCCUCGCUCCUGUUCAGAUCUCCAUGGCGACACAGUGUGCUUGGACUCCCCUGGGUGCAGCCGGACUUGCGGUUGUCCAGGUGACAUGGUUCUGCAGGAUGGAGUGUGUGUGACCAGGGACGAGUGUCGCUGCAAAUACCACAACAGCUCUGCUACGGGUGGUCUAGAUUCCAGUAAUGCAUCGUGGGUAUGGCCUGGUGAAUCUGACUGGCAGAUUGCAAACCCAGGAGACAGCAUCAUCAGCGACUGCAAAAACUGUUCAUGUGAGGCUGGGGUUCUGCAGUGUCAGUCAGUCCCUGGUUGCAAUGUUGACGGUGGCUGGAGCCAGUGGGGAGCCUGGACCGAGUGCUCGCUCCCUUGCGGAGGAGGAAUCACGUUCAGGAGACGCCAGUGUGAUAAUCCAUCUCCUCAGAGCGGUGGAAGAGGCUGCCUGGGAGCCACUGAACAGCAGAAAGACUGCAACGUACACCUGUGUACAGACUCAGUGGGCCCGUGGCUGCCCUGGUCUCAGUGGUCGGUGUGUUCGGUCAGCUGUGGUGGAGGGCAGCAGUCCCGCACUCGUCUCUGCAGCUCCCCGCCCUGCAGCGGCCUCAGUCGCCAGAGCAAGAUGUGCAACACCCAGGUCUGCCUCGAUGUGGGCUGCCCUCCAGGCAGGCUAUACAGGGAGUGUGAGCGUGGGGAAGGCUGUCCGUUCAGCUGCGCUCAGGUCAGUGGCAGGGAGGGCUGCUACUCAGAUGGCUGCGAGGAAGGCUGCCACUGCCCUCCACAGACCUACCAACACCACGGAGUCUGCCUGCAGGAGUGUCCAUGUCUGGUCGACGGAGAGUUUCUGGCUUCCUUGCAGAGUGUAUCUCUCACGCCGGUCUCAUCUCUGCUCCUCUACAACAUCUCUGAGGGAAUGGAACUUCAGUCCGGAGACACGCUGGUCCAUGACUGCAGCACAUGCGGCUGUGAACAUGGCAGGUGGAAUUGUUCCUUGGAGCGCUGCCCCGUCGACGGUGGCCUGUCACCCUGGGGCCCCUGGAGCCCAUGCUCGCUAUCCUGUGGAGGUCUGGGACUGAAAACACGCUCCAGGGGUUGCACUCACCCCGCUCCGGCCCACGGAGGGAGAGAUUGCCAGGGGCCACGCCAGGAAACCACCUACUGUCAGGCCCCUGACUGCCCAGUGAUUGUUGGUCCUACAGAAGAACCAGUUGUACCUGAUGAGGAUGCUGGCUUCUCUCCCUGGUCGUUGUGGAGUCCCUGCACGAAGACCUGCAGCGAUGCUCUCCGGCCGGCCGUGAAGUCCCGUCAUCGACAGUGUAUAAAACCUCCCUGCUCUGGAAGCUCUCACCAAGAGAAGCCCUGCAACCUGCCUCAGUGUCCAGGUGAGGUAUGCACGGGAGCCGACUGUGCGAGGAGGAACUGUUCGUGGACAGAGUGGGGGGAGUGGGGCUCGUGCUCGCGAUCUUGUGGAGUGGGUCAGCAGCAGAGGAUCCGAACCUUCCACAGCCCCGGGGCCAACGGCUCGUGGUGCGAAGACAUCCUCGGAGGGAACCAGGAGCAGCGCUUCUGUAACAUCAGGCCCUGCAGAGUGGAUGGAGGUUGGUCCCGGUGGAGUCCCUGGUCCCGCUGUGAUAAGCGCUGUGGCGGCGGACGCUCCAUACGCACUCGUUCCUGCUCCAGCCCUCCACCCAAGAACGGUGGGAAAAAGUGUGAAGGAGAGAAGAACCAGGUCAAACCCUGCAACACCAAACCCUGCGAUGAGAAAGGUUGCCCGCCGGGCCAGGAGUUCGUGCCGUGUGCCAACCAGUGUCCGCAGCGCUGCUCGGACCUCCAGCAGGGCAUAGAGUGCCAGGGCAACACCGAAUGUCAGCCUGGCUGUCGCUGCCCUAAAGGCCAGUUGCAGCAGGACGGGAUGUGUGUGCAGCUUUGGCAGUGUGACUGUGUGGACUCACUGGGACAGACUUGGGCAGCAGGCAGCUGGCAUCAGGUGGACUGUAACAACUGCAGCUGCUCCGAUGGACAGCUUCUCUGCACCAAUCACAGCUGCCAGGCUGCCUGUGUUUGGAGCUCGUGGUCCAGUUGGGCGUCAUGCAGCGUUUCCUGUGGGCAGGGCCAGAGAACCAGAUACAGGUCUCUGAUCCCAGAGACUGAAGGAACAGAUUGCCAGUUUGAGGAAGUCCAGCAUAAAUCCUGCGACCCAGGACCCUGCCCGCCUCUCUGUCUCCAUGACAACCAGGAACUCAGCGUGGGAGACACCUGGCUGCAGGGAGAGUGUAAACAAUGCACGUGUACGCCUGAGGGAGAUUACUGCCAAGACAUAGACUGCAGAGUGGACGGUGGUUGGACCCCCUGGUCAGUUUGGUCUGACUGCUCAGUGACCUGUGGACAGGGGACAGAGGUUCGAACUCGUGCCUGCAUCAACCCCCCACCACGAAACAAUGGGUCUUACUGCAGUGGGCCAGAGAGAGAAAGCCAGGGAUGUCACACCCCUCCCUGUCUGGAUGACCUUUGCCCCUGGUCGCCAUGGUCACCGUGCUCCCGGAGCUGUGGUGCAGGGUCUGUGUCGCGGCGCAGGGUGUGUGUGUGUGAGGAGGGAGGCGAUUCAGCGUGUCCCGCUGAGAUGGAGGCUGAGAGGAACAGAGAGGAGACACAGCUGUGCUACAAACAGCCCUGUCCAGGUUGUCCCAUGUCGGAGUGGAGCGUUUGGUCUCAGUGCUCCUGUGUGUCUCAGAGGCAGCAGCGAUACCGUGUUGCUCUCUCCCCGGCCACCAGGGGACAACAGUGCACUCCUGUUGAGACGCAGAGCAGGACCUGCAGCCUCAGCCAAUGUGACGACUGUGAAGCUCCCUUCGUGUACUCAGGCUGUGGUGCACCCUGUGAGAAGCAGUGUGCACUUCAGGGUCGGGGAGAUCUGUGUUUAGGUGUCAGGGAGUGUACACCUGGCUGCUACUGCCCACAGGGGCUGCUGCAGCAGAAUGGUACCUGUGUCCCUCCAGAGGAAUGUGGCUGCAUCCACCUGCAGCACCAGGCUUCGGGGCAACCACCCACACCUGUCACCGUCCCUCAGGGCGCCGUGGUCACCAUAGGCUGCAGUACCUGCCUUUGCCAUGAUGGGACUUUGCAGUGUGACAUGAGAGAGUGUGAAGUCAUCGUCAGCGAGUGGUCAGAGUGGACUUCCUGUUCUCCCUGUGCACCCUCGUCCUCCCAGCAGCACGACACAGGGGUUAUCGGUGGCAAUAAAAUGGUCUCAAUCCAGAGGCGUUUCCGGGCCUGUUUGGACCUUGAUUCUGGUCUUCCGGUCUCUGCAGAAGAAAAAGAGAGCCAAUGUCCCGAACUGCUGGUAGAGGAGAGGCUCUGUCCAGAUGCUAACAUCUGCAGAGAUCUGUGUCAGUGGAGUGUGUGGAGUGCCUGGACAGCCUGUGCAGAGCCAUGCAGCGGUGGAGUCAGGCAGCGCUACAGACGGCCCCUGGCCUCUCCUCUGGGCCCCCACUGUAAGAGCCAACAGACCCAGAGCCAGAGCUGCAACACAGGACUCUGCCUAGGUGAGCGCUGUGAGGACAGGGGACGCGCCUACCAUGAGAGCUGUGCCAAUCAGUGCCCUCGCAGCUGCACUGACUUAUGGGAGCAUGUCCAGUGUCUUCAAGGAGCCUGUCACGCUGGUUGUCGAUGUCCAGAGGGACAGUUGCUGCAGGACGGCCACUGUGUGCCAGUGACGGAGUGUCGCUGUGGUAUCCCAUCAGGCAACGGGACACUGGAGUUCAUCCCUAAAGAGGAGCUUACCGUGGACUGUAACACCUGUGUGUGUGAGAAUGGCACUCUGGCGUGCACCAAGCUUCCUUGCCCGGUUUACGAGCCCUGGAGCACGUGGAGCUCCUGCUCCGCUUCCUGUGGGCGUGGCCAAAGGACAAGGACACGCCUCUGCGAGGAGAGAGAGGGCGGGCCUUCGUGUGUGGCCACCACGCAGACAGAGAGCUGUGACCUGCCAGCAUGUCCAGUGGGCUGUUUGCUGAGCGAGUGGUCGCCCUGGAGUGAGUGCAGUGCUACAUGUGGCGGCGGGUUGUCGAUGCGGAACAAGACGGUCCUCAGAGAGCCAGAGCCCGGUGGUACGGCCUGUGCUGGACCACUUGAACAGCACACUGUCUGUAACACCAACAGCUGCCUGCCUGAGUGUCCCAGCGGGCAGGUGUUCAGUACCUGUUCAGGUUCCUGUCCCUACACCUGUGAGGACCUGUGGCCACACACUCAGUGUUUACUUGGACCCUGCACACCUGGGUGUACCUGCCCUCCUGGACAGGUGUUGUAUAGAAACUCAUGUGUGUCCCACGCUGAGUGUCCCUGUUCAGCUCUGUCCCUGCCGCCCGGUUACCAGAGCUUGAAUAUCAGCACUGUGGAGAGUACAGAAGAUUUGCUGCCACCUGGAACAACUGUUCAGCACCUCUGCAACACAUGUGUGUGCCGGGGCGGAGCGUUCAACUGUACCUCAGAGCUCUGCGAUGUGGACUGUGAGUGGUCCAGCUGGUCCCAGUGGAGUCCGUGCUCAGCCAGCUGUGGUACGGGGCAACAGAGCUCCACCAGACUUGUUGUGAAGCCCAGGCAGUAUAGAGGGGCAGCAUGUGAGGGCCCAGACCACCGCACCAUGACCUGCAUGGCCCCCGACUGUGUCUGUCCUGACGGGGAGCAGUGGAGGAGGAGCAUGUCAGAGGAGGUCUUGCUGUGCGAGAGGAGCUGCCAGGACAUUUACUCCUCCUUUCCUGGUAACUGCAGUCACUCUGCUGAGGGCUGCGUGUGCCGGGAGGGGCUUUAUCGAAACACGGAGGGUGUAUGUGUCAUCCCCGCCCUCUGCCCCUGCCAUGACCAGGGCAUCCUGCGAGAGGCAGGAUCAGAGUGGGAGGAGGGCUGCACGUCGUGCCGUUGUGUGAACGGGAAAAAGCUCUGCCAGCUGAAGUGUCCUCCACUCCACUGUGAUGAGGAGGAGGUGAAGGUGGAGGAACCAGGCAGCUGCUGUCCGGUGUGUAGGAAGCAGUUUCCAGGCGAGCCCCAGCCAGAGUGCCGUCGCUACGUGCAAGUCAGGAACAUCACCAAGGGAGACUGCCGGCUUGACAACGUGGAGGUCAGCUUCUGCAGAGGACGCUGUCUGUCCAGGACCGAUGUCAUCCUGGAGGAGCCGUACCUCCGGUCGGUUUGCGAGUGCUGUAGUUACCGUUUGGACCCCGACAACCCGGUCCGCUUCCUCAGCCUGCAGUGUGAGAAUGGAGAGAGCGAGCCUGUUGUGCUGCCUGUCAUCCACAGCUGUGAAUGCACCAGCUGCCAAGGAGGUGACCUGUCCAGACGCUGAGGGAGUGUGCGUGUGAGUGUGUGUGUGUGUGUGUGUGUGUGUGUGUGAAUGUGUGUAUGCACUAGCGAGAGCGAGAACAACACGAACGCCUAG
Messenger RNA from Toxotes jaculatrix (banded archerfish), 17307 nucleotides. RefSeq names its product SCO-spondin (gene sspo). The transcript is spliced from 117 exons. The record is from RefSeq and is a predicted model, not a curated record. Lineage: Eukaryota; Metazoa; Chordata; Actinopteri; Toxotidae. Gene Ontology annotation, cellular component: extracellular matrix. The coding region runs from base 1 to 17214 and encodes 5737 amino acids. Gene Ontology annotation, molecular function: protein binding.